Zygosaccharomyces rouxii is the source of this 1665-nucleotide messenger RNA. It is a transcript of the gene RSC4, whose product is annotated as Rsc4p. Gene Ontology annotation, biological process: chromatin remodeling. The record is from RefSeq and is a predicted model, not a curated record. Lineage: Eukaryota; Fungi; Ascomycota; Saccharomycetes; Saccharomycetales; Saccharomycetaceae. Gene Ontology annotation, cellular component: RSC-type complex. Gene Ontology annotation, molecular function: protein binding. The transcript has a single exon. The coding region runs from base 1 to 1665 and encodes 554 amino acids.
AUGGCUCCCAAGAAGAAGAAGAGUUCCGAAGAGGAAGAAGUUCCUGUACCCAGUAAAUACCUUCCUGGGAAACAACCAAGAACCGGUGAACCACCCGAAGUUCAUUAUACUCAGUCAUUAGAUCCAGAGGCUGAACUACAAGUUGAUAAAUGGUCAAUCCCCAAAUUCAAUCUUUUCAUCAGUUUUACGCUGGACAACUUAGUGGAGUCAUACAAAAACGUCUUUAAGGAUUUUAUCAAAUUACCCAGUAGGAAAUUCCACCCACAGUAUUAUUACAGAAUCCAACAACCAAUUUCCAUUAACGAGAUCAAAUCUAGAGAUUACGAAUACCACAAUGGUCCGCAGACAUUCCUAUUAGAUAUACAAUUACUGUACAAGAAUUGUUUGAGCUAUAACGAGCCCGAUAGCUUAAUCGUUAAAAAUUCUCUACAAGUGCUUCACUACAUCGAAUACGAAGUUUUGAAAGCUAAAAAUGUCACUAGAAACUACCUUAUCACGGAUAAUGUGAAGAACAGACUGUUAAACUAUCUGCAAAAAGUGCUCGGUGCUACAGAUAAAUCCAUCGAGUCGGAGAUAAGUCCACCACCUUCGAAGGACGCUGAUGACAGUAUGCAAGUGUCACAGCCUUUUAUGGAGUUAGUGGAUAAAGAUGAACUACCUGAAUAUUAUGAAGUCAUCCACAGACCUAUGGCACUAAACACUGUAAAACAGAGUUUAGAAGUAGGUUACUAUUCCAAGAUUUAUGAUUUUAUCAUUGACGUUCUGCUCGUCUUCCGUAAUGCACUAGUUUUUAAUGAUAAAAAUACUCUAAUCCACCAAGACGCUCUCAAGUUACUCAAAUAUUUCAACCAUCUAGUUCAGAAUAAAUUUUUCCCUGAAUUACAGGACGCUAGUGAACGUGGUGAAGUCAAAUUAGAAUACGAUAAAAUUGAAUACGAACAGUAUUUGGCCAAUGGUGGUAAUGAAAAUUCAGGCGAAGCCCUCGACGAUGAAGACGAAGGUGAUUAUGAUUUUAACCAUUUCGAAGGGCUAGGUAAUGGGUAUAACAGAGCCAUUCUAUCAGAGGACUACUUACUGGGCCCACAGGGGAAAAAUGAUCAACCUCUCAAGAAACCCAAACUGUCAUCUCCUUCUUUGGAUAAUCAACCCAAAGUUUUCAAAUACAACAUUGUCAAGUCAUUACUCAAGGAGAAAGAGCACACAUCACGAGAGUACACAAUGGAGAAGAAGCCCUACAAUUUGAUUAACCAAGUGUGCAUCUAUUCAUCUCGGAAUCUUUACCAACAGGCUACAAAUCCAGUACCAGGUUCAAGGCCGUCGUGUAAUCAAAAUUGGGUCGAAUACGUUUUCAAUGGUAAGGAUCUUUCCCAGAACGAGAAUAUGUAUUCUUUUACACUACAACCUGUGCAGACCUAUUUGACUCUAAUUGCGGAUGUGGAUGGUAAGCAAUUGGAAACUUCACUGAUGGUGAAUUCGGAGAAUGUAAAGGCUCACCAACAACAGACCGAUUCGACUCAAGAUGAAAAGGAACCUGAACCAAGAAUAGUCGGUACAGAAAGGUACGAUAUUAGACUCAACGAAGGUCUAAAUUUCGUAGAAUACAGAUGUGAGGAUCAAGAAGGUGGGAAGGAGCUGAUGAAAUUUUGGGUCAACGUGUUGCCAUAA